Erythranthe guttata (spotted monkey flower) is the source of this 1314-nucleotide messenger RNA. NCBI's taxonomy places the organism in Eukaryota, Viridiplantae, Streptophyta, Magnoliopsida, Lamiales, Phrymaceae. The record is from RefSeq and is a predicted model, not a curated record.
UGAUGGAGCUAGUAACAUGCAAGGAGAGUUUAAUGGUUUGAAGAGUUUAAUAUUGAAAGAAAACAAGUCUGCUUUUUAUGUCCAUUGUUUUGCUCAUCAACUUCAGUUGGCUCUUGUGCAAAUUACUAAGAAGAACAAGCAAUUAUGUGAGUUUUUUGGUUCUCUUGCAAUGUUAGCAAAUAUUAUUGGAGGUUCUUGUAAACGUCAAGAGUUGCUUCGGGAGAAACAAUUUGAAAAACUGUGCGAAAAGAUUUCUUUUGAUAAUUUUGUAACGGGUAGUGGUUUGAAUCAAGAAGCCACUUUAAAAAGGCCGGGAGAUACACGUUGGAAUUCAUAUUAUUUCACAAUCUUGAGUAUGAUUAAGUUGUUCUCGUCGGUGGUUGAUGUACUAGAGUAUUUAGCAAAUAACGGUGAUGAUGUUGCUCAUUGUGGACAAGCCACAAUCCUUUUAAGAAAUAUUGAGUGUUUUGAGUUUGCCUUUGUUUUGCACUUAAUGAGAUCAGUCUUGGGAAUCACAAAUGAUUUAUCACAAGCAUUGCAAAAAAAAGACCAAGACCUUGCUAAUGCCAUGAAGCUUGUUACUUUUGCUAAAGAUCGACUGCAAGAAUUGAGAGAAGAUGGUUGGGGCAAAUUGUUGCAAGAAACUUCAGAAUUUUGUGUUGAGCAUGACAUUCUUGUCCCAAACAUGGAUGAUAAUUUUCUACUUUACUCAAGAGAUGGCAGAAUAUCCCGGAGAGGUACACAAAUUACAAACUUGAAUCAUUAUCAAAUUGAGGUGCUUUACACAGUCAUAGAUCUUCAACUUUCAGAGUUGAACGAUCGUUUUGAUAAUACCAAUACGGAGUUACUUAGUUUGAUAUCGUGUCUUGAUCCAAGUAAUUCCGAGUUUGAUGAUUGUGGUCUUAUCGUUCUUGCAAAUCAACUUGAAAAUUUUAUUAGAGAUGUUAGAAGUGAUCAAGACUUUUCAAAUAUGGUGGGGGCUAGUAGGCUUGCUGAGAAGUUGGUUGCAAAGAGAAAACAUAUUACUUAUCCAUCGGUGUAUUUGCUAUUGAAGUUGUCGUUAAUUUUGCCGGUUGCAACCGCAUCAGUGGAAAGGGUAUUUUCUGCAAUGAAGAUUGUCAAGUCAGAACUACGCAAUCGUAUGGGGGAUCAAUUGUUGAAUAAUAUUUUGGUGUCGUACAUUGAAAAGGAUAUAUUAGAUAAUGUUAGUGUCGACGAAGUGAUGACUUUUUUCCAAGAAAUGGAACCACGUCGAAAAAUAUUUUAGAACUUUUUAUUUGUAUAUUAAAACGGUAGUAUUUAAAAUAAAAAAUU